AUGAACUGUUGUACAACUUUACCAGUAAACUCACCAGGAAAGACACCAACAAAACCAUCAGCUUUUUCAAUGAGUUCAUCAAUCGGAAGCGCUGUAUGUCCCUCUUCCUUAUUCUCACUAAACCAUCAGCUUGAGUUUUUUGUUUAUGACCCUCAGAAUUCACCGAAAGAUGAACUUGGUGUGCUCAAAGCGGUUCAGAAUGUGCAUGCAAUGAUAGACAAGGAAGUAGCUACUGGAACAGAUCCAAAAAAUGUGUUUGUAUGUGGAUUUAGUCAAAGAGGUGCCUUGAUGUUGGCUAGUGUUCUGUUGUACCCAAAAACUCUUGGAGGAGGAGUAGGUUUUAGUGGAUGGAUUCCUUUCAAUUCUUCUUUGAUUGAAAAACAAUACUGUUCUGUCAGCCGUUCCAUGAGACCACAACUACUAGUAGUGAUCGCAUUUCGAAGAGCGAGCAUAAAGAAAAAAAAAAAGAGCUCUGAGGUAUGCGGCAGGUGGCCCAGGCAAGGCGAGCGUAGGGAGUGCGACUGA
Molecule: messenger RNA, 525 nt
Organism: Pistacia vera
Lineage: Eukaryota; Viridiplantae; Streptophyta; Magnoliopsida; Sapindales; Anacardiaceae
Product: probable carboxylesterase Os04g0669500
Exons: 2
Coding region: 1-525 (174 amino acids)
Biological process (GO): protein depalmitoylation
Cellular component (GO): cytoplasm
Molecular function (GO): palmitoyl-(protein) hydrolase activity; carboxylic ester hydrolase activity
Source: RefSeq, a predicted model, not a curated record